This is a messenger RNA of Amphimedon queenslandica, 1884 nucleotides long. Its product is annotated as lanosterol 14-alpha demethylase-like. The record is from RefSeq and is a predicted model, not a curated record. NCBI's taxonomy places the organism in Eukaryota, Metazoa, Porifera, Demospongiae, Haplosclerida, Niphatidae. The transcript is spliced from 11 exons. Bases 6 to 1586 code for a protein of 526 amino acids. Gene Ontology annotation, molecular function: oxidoreductase activity, acting on paired donors, with incorporation or reduction of molecular oxygen; heme binding; iron ion binding.
GGCUGAUGGAGACUACACGUGAGUGCAGCAAUCUGAUUGGUCGGAUGACUCACCAUACAGUCUGGGUCGAUCUCCUGCAGAGUCUUAUAAGUCUUUGCUCAGUUUGCUGCAGGAAUACAGCUGAAGGAAGGAUGGAGUCCUCUUUCUCUAACAUAGUGUCAUCAGUAGGGCCAGUUGCAGUUCUUAUACUGACAGUUCUAUUGGUCCAUUACUGGUGGAGGAGGGCUGGCAAUAAGGUGAAAGGUAACCCUCCCCCUCCAUUAAUUCCUUCCUCCCUCCCUUUCAUUGGAGCUGCAGUUUCCUUUGGAAAAGAUCCCAUUAAUUACCUGCUGGCUGCACAUUCCAAAUAUGGUAAUGUGUUCAGUUUCAAUAUGGUGGGCAGUACCUUCACUUAUCUCAUUGGCUCUGACUCCACCUCCUUGUUCUUUAACUCACGUAACGAGUCCUUGAAUGCUGAAGAAGUUUAUUCUCGACUAGUGACACCAGUGUUUGGAAAAGGCGUGGCUUAUGAUGUACCCCAUGACUUAUUUGUGGAGCAGAAGAAGAUGCUCAAGUAUGGACUGAGCGUCUCUCACUUCAGACGGUAUGUUCCACUUAUUGAAACUGAAACUACCAAAUACUUUGAGAGGUGGGGCGACAAAGGAGAAAGAGAUAUAUUCAAAGCUCUAUCUGAGCUGAUCAUUCUGACAGCCAGUCGCUGCUUGCAUGGGCCAGAGAUAAGGAGUGUAUUGAAUGAAGAAGUGGCUCAGCUUUACACUGACCUGGACGGGGGAUUCACUCAUGCUGCAUGGCUCUUACCUUCAUGGCUGCCGCUACCCUCCUUUAAGAAGAGAGAUAAAGCGAGAGAGAGAAUGGCUGAAAUAUUUACAUCAGUUAUAAAGAAGAGAAGAGAAAUGCCAAAUAACCAAGAAGAUGACAUACUCAGCUACUUAAUAACAACAACUUAUAAAGAUGGUCGGUCACUAACAGAUUCAGAGAUCACUGGUUUGCUAAUAGGAUUAUUAAUGGCUGGUCAACACACUUCAUCUUCCACUAGCUCAUGGUUGGGAUUCUUCCUCGCUAGACACUCCGACUAUCAAACAAGAGCUUAUGAAGAGCAGCUGGAGGUGUGUGGCAGCAACUGUCCACCAUUGGACUAUGAUCAGUUGAAGGAUCUAACGUUUCUUGAUUGCUGUCUGAAGGAGACUCUGAGGCUCCGCCCACCAAUAAUGACAAUGAUGAGAAUGGCAAAAACUGAACAAGAUGUUGGUGGUUAUACAAUCCCAGCUGGUCACCAGGUCUGUGUGUCUCCUACCGUCAAUCAUCAAUUGAAUGAGAACUGGACCGACCCACAGACCUUCAAUCCUGACAGGUUUGUUGACGAAGAACUCUCAAAUAGUGAAAAGUUUUCUUAUGUACCAUUUGGUGCAGGACGUCAUCGUUGCAUUGGUGAAAGUUUUGCUUACGUUCAAAUAAAAACAAUAUGGUCGGUUCUGCUUCGGAAGUACCAGUUUGAGCUUGUGGGUGGAGUCUUUCCUCCUGUCAAUUACCAGACAAUGAUCCACACACCCACCCAACCAGUGAUUGCUUACAAACUCAGACAAUAAUUAAUUUAUUAUUAUUAUUGUUAUUAAUGGAGAGUGUAGUUUUUAUUGGCUGCUCUAUAGCACUUUAUUUAUUUUUAUAGUUAGUCUAUUAGAAAUGAAAUUAGUACGUGAGUUUGAGGUGAAUUUUGACUAGACUACACAAAAUGAAAUUAAAAAUCAAAAAAUUGCAUGUUAAUAUAAUAAUAAUAAUAAUAAUAAUAAAUUAGGUCAGCUAAACAGCAAAAAUUAACAUCAUUACACUAAAGAAGAAUAGCAAUAAUAAUAAUAAUAAUAAUAAUAAUAAUAAUAAUAAUAAUAA